AGCAUGAGUGUGGCCCAGGAUGCUGAGUGGCUGCGGUGGGUGAGGAAGCAGUUCAGGAGCAUCGCGGGGCAGGACAAGGAAAUCAACCUGGAAGAGUUCAAAACCGCCCUCCAAGUGAAGGAGUCGUUCUUCGCCGAGAGGUUCUUCGCGCUGUUCGACACCGACGGGAGCGGGAGCAUCAGCCUGGAGGAGCUGCUGAGAGCCCUGAGCCUGCUGCUGCACGGGGAUGAGACAGACAAGCUGCGAUUCCUCUUCCAGGUCUAUGAUCUGCAUCAAAGGCAGCCAGUUUCUGGAUGAGGGGUGCAGGGUGAAGGUAAAGCCGGGGGGUGUCGGGGUCCCCACGCAGGCAGCGGCUCCAUCGACGCGGACGAGCUGCGCCUGGUGCUGCGCUGGUGCCUGCGGGAGAGCGCCAUGGCCCUGCCCGAGGAGCGCCUGGCAGACCUCACCUCAGCCCUCUUCGAGGCUGCUGACAAGGACCACAGUGGCUCCAUCACUUUUGAGGAGCUGAGGGAAGAGCUGGAGGCUUUCCCAGAGGUGAUGGAGAACCUGAGCAUCAGCGCAGCGAGCUGGCUGCAGCCCCCGCCGCGGGCACAGAGGAGCUGGCGCCUGCGCUGCCUCAGCCGGGCGUACUGGCACAACCACGGCAGCAGCCUCGCCUUCCUGGGGGCCUAUACCAGCCUCAACCUCCUGCUCUUUGCCCUGGCUGCCCUGCAGCACAUCAGCCAUGGCACCUGGCUGGCGGUGGCCCGGGGCUGUGGCCAGUGCCUCAACUUCAACUGCGCCUUCCUCGCAGUGAGUGUGCUGAUGCUGCGGAGGUGCCUGACCUGGCUACGAGCCACCCCCGUGGCCAAGCUCUUGCCCCUGGACCAGCACGUUGCUCUGCACCAGCUCGUGGGGUACGUGGUGCUGGUGCUGGCGGCCGCUCACACCGCUGCCCACCUCGCCAACUUCAGCAGGCUGCGGAGCGGGCAGCGCGGCAUCGGCGCGGGGGGCGUGCGGGGCACGGCCUGGCAGACGGGGCUGGCGCUGCAGGGGCUGCUGCUCGUCCUGGCCGCCUUCUCCAGCCCCUGCGUCCGACGGAGCGGCCACUUCGAGGUUUUCUACUGGACCCACCUCUCCUACAUCUCCAUCUGGACCCUCCUCCUCCUCCACGGCCCCCGCUUCUGGAAGUGGUUUGUGGUUCCCGGGUGCCUCUUUGCCCUGGAGAAGGGGCUGGGCUGGGCUUGGCGGCGUGCGCGGGGGCUGCGCAUCCUGGAGGCCAACCCGCUCCCCUCCAAGGUGACCCACCUUGUGAUUGAGAGGCCACAGUUUUUCCACUACAAGCCUGGAGACUACAUCUACCUCAACAUCCCGGCCAUUGCCAGCUUCGAGUGGCAUCCCUUCACCAUCAGCAGUGCUCCUGAGCAGCAAGAUACCAUCUGGCUGCACAUCAGGUCGCUGGGCCAGUGGACUAACAGGCUGUAUGAGUACUUCCAGCAGCCCCAAGCACCCAUCCUGGAACCAAAACCUCUCAGCAGGAGCCUGAGGGAGAAGAGAGGCUGGGCACAGGUUGGGGUCAGUGCUGGGCUGGGCAGGACCCGUGGGCUCUGCAGCACCAAGUGCUACAUCGAUGGUCCGUACGGGACGCCCAGCCGGCGCAUCUGGGCGGCGCAGCACGCGGUGCUCAUCGGCGCCGGCAUCGGCGUCACCCCCUUCGCCUCCAUUCUGCAGAGCAUCAUGUACCGUCGGCGAAAGCAGAGCUGCCCCAAGUGCCACCACACAUGGUGUGAAGACCUGCAGGAUGAGGAGAUGACACUCAGGAAGGUUGAUUUCAUCUGGAUAAACCGGGACCAGAAGCACUUUGAGUGGUUUGUCAGCCUGCUGACCAAGCUGGAGCUGGAGCAGGCUGAGGAGGAGGCAGGAGGGAGGUUUCUGGAGAUGCACAUGUACAUGACAUCAGCCCUCAGCAAGAAUGACAUGAAGGCCAUUGGGCUGCAGAUGGCCCUGGAGCUGCUGGCUGCCAAGGAGCAGAGGGACUCCAUCACGGGGCUGCGCACCAGGACCCAGCCCGGCCGCCCCGACUGGGCCAAGCUGUUUGGGAAGGUGGCAGAGGAGAAGAAAGGCAAAGUGCAGGUGUUCUUCUGUGGCUCUCCAGCGCUGGGCAGAGUGGUCAGGGAGCACUGCAACAGCUUCGGCUUUCGCUUCUUCAGUGAAACCUUCUGA
Molecule: messenger RNA, 2202 nt
Organism: Colius striatus (speckled mousebird)
Lineage: Eukaryota; Metazoa; Chordata; Aves; Coliiformes; Coliidae
Gene: NOX5
Product: NADPH oxidase 5
Exons: 16
Biological process (GO): superoxide anion generation; defense response
Cellular component (GO): plasma membrane; NADPH oxidase complex
Molecular function (GO): calcium ion binding; superoxide-generating NAD(P)H oxidase activity
Source: RefSeq, a predicted model, not a curated record